Molecule: messenger RNA, 1126 nt
Organism: Camelus dromedarius (Arabian camel)
Lineage: Eukaryota; Metazoa; Chordata; Mammalia; Artiodactyla; Camelidae
Gene: LPAR4
Product: lysophosphatidic acid receptor 4
Exons: 1
Coding region: 14-1126 (370 amino acids)
Biological process (GO): phospholipase C-activating G protein-coupled receptor signaling pathway; positive regulation of Rho protein signal transduction
Cellular component (GO): plasma membrane
Molecular function (GO): lysophosphatidic acid receptor activity
Source: RefSeq, a predicted model, not a curated record
UGAAAAAAAACCCAUGGGUGACAGAAGAUUCAUUGACUUCCAAUUCCAAGAUUUAAAUUCAAGCCUCAGACCCAGGUUGGGCAAUGCUACUGCCAAUAAUACUUGCAUUGUUGAUGAUUCCUUCAAGUAUAAUCUGAAUGGUGCUGUCUACAGUGUUGUAUUCAUCCUGGGUCUGAUAACAAACAGUGCCUCUCUGUUUGUCUUCUGCUUCCGCAUGAAAAUGAGAAGUGAGACUGCUAUUUUCAUCACCAAUCUGGCCCUCUCUGAUUUGCUCUUUGUCUGCACUCUACCUUUCAAAAUAUUUUACAAUUUCAACCGCCACUGGCCUUUUGGUGACACCCUCUGCAAGAUCUCUGGGACUGCAUUCCUAACCAACAUCUAUGGGAGCAUGCUCUUCCUUACCUGCAUUAGUGUGGAUCGUUUCCUGGCCAUUGUCUAUCCCUUCCGAUCUCGUACCAUUAGGACCAGGAGGAAUUCUGCCAUUGUGUGUGCUGGAGUCUGGAUCCUAGUCCUCAGUGGUGGUAUUUCAGCCUCUUUGUUCUCCACCACUAAUGUCAACAAUGCAACCACCACCUGCUUUGAGGGCUUCUCCAAACGUGUCUGGAAGACUUAUCUGUCCAAGAUAACCAUAUUUAUUGAAGUUGUUGGUUUUAUCAUUCCUCUGAUAUUGAAUGUCUCUUGCUCUUCUGUGGUGCUAAAAACCCUCCGUAAGCCUGCUACACUAUCUCAAAUUGGAACCAAUAAGAAAAAAGUGCUGAAGAUGAUCACAGUGCAUAUGGCAGUCUUUGUGGUAUGCUUCGUACCCUAUAACUCAGUCCUCUUCCUGUAUGCCUUGGUGCGCUCCCAAGCCAUUACCAGUUGCUUGUUGGAAAGAUUUGCAAAGAUCAUGUACCCAAUCACCUUGUGCCUUGCAACUCUGAACUGUUGCUUUGACCCUUUCAUCUAUUACUUCACCCUUGAGUCCUUUCAGAAGUCCUUUUACAUCAAUACCCAUAUCAGGAUGGAGUCUCUGUUUAAGACUGAAACACCUCUGACCACAAAGCCUUCCCUUCCAGCUAUUCAAGAGGAAGUUAGUGAUCAAACAACACAUAAUGGUGGUGAAUUAAUGCUAGAAUCCACCUUCUAG